AUUUUUCUGUUAUUUUCUCUUGCUUUUGCAGCUUUCAGAGUGGUUGGAGGCUAAACACCAACUUGAUUUUACUGAGAGAGAUUAUGCUUCUCGCGUUGAUUUGAUUGCAAAGUUACGUGGCCUUCAAACAGCACAGAGCUAUAUUGAGAAGAUCCCAAAAUCCUUCAGAGGGGAAGUAAUCUACCGAACCUUGUUGGCCAACUGUGUUUCCAAAGGUGAUGCGAGGAAAGCUGAGGAAGUUUUCAACAAAAUGAAGGACCUUGAAUUCCCAAUCACUUCAUUUGCAUGCAACCAGCUGCUUCUCCUCUAUAAGAGACUUGACAAGAAGAAGAUAGCUGAUGUGUUGUUAUUUAUGGAGAAAGAAAAUAUCAAGCCUACACUCUUCACUUACAAACUCUUAAUAGAUACCAAAGGCCAAUCCAAUGACUUAACAGGGAUGGAUCAAAUUUUAGAGACCAUGAAAGCUGAAGGGAUUGAACCUGACAUCGCCACUCAAGCAAUCCUGGCCAAGCACUAUGUUUCCGGUGGCCUCAAAGAAAAAGCUGAGGCUAUUUUGAAAGAGAUGGAAGGAGGAAACUUAAACGCAAACCGUUGGGCUGCUCGGUGUUUGCUUCCUCUUUAUGCUGCACUUGGGAAAGCGGAUGAAGUGGGGAGAAUUUGGGAGGUCUGUGAGUCAAAUCCUCGGCUCGAGGAGUGCAUGGCUGCUAUUGAAGCUUGGGGAAAGCUGAAGAGAGUUGAUGAAGCUGAGGCAGUUUUUAAUAAGAUGCGGACGACUUGGAAGAAGCUAUCUUCAAAACACUAUGCUGCACUUUUGAAGGUUUAUGCAAACCACAAGAUGCUAGCUAAGGGGAAAGAUCUGGUCACGCAAAUGGGAGACAGUGGAUGCCGGAUUGGCCCAUUGACUUGGGAUGCACUUGUUAAGCUUUAUGUUGAAGCAGGUGAAGUAGAAAAAGCUGACUCGAUGCUGCAAAAGGCUGCCGAGCAGAACAAGCUGAAGCCAAUGUUCAGUUCUUACAUAGCUAUUAUGGAUCAAUACUCAAAAAGGGGUGAUAUACAUAAUGCGGAAAAAAUGUUUUACAGGAUGAGACAAGCAGGUUAUGUGGCUCGGCUUAGGCAGUUCCAAGCACUAGUACAAACUUACAUAAAUGCCAAGGCUCCAGCUUAUGGGAUUAGGGAGAGGAUGAAGGCAGACAAUAUAUUCCCAAGCAAGAACUUGGUUGCCCAAUUGGCUAAGGUGGAUGCAUUUAGGAAGACUGCAGUCUCAGAUUUGCUUGACUGAAGAUUUUGGAUUUAAUAUUAAUGCGAACUAUCCUUCAUUAUGAGUAGGUGAAUCUGUUAUUGGUGAUUCUAUUAGAUAUUUAAAGCCGGUUAUCUUCGUAAGGAUGUUAAAUUUGAAAGUCAGUCUCGUAUCUGUUUCUUGUGCUCAUGCAAUGUUUAAAUCUCGAAAUGCCUCUUUACUGAAAUUGGAAGUCGCGUGUGUUAUUGAUUCA
Messenger RNA from Jatropha curcas, 1490 nucleotides. The record is from RefSeq and is a predicted model, not a curated record. Lineage: Eukaryota; Viridiplantae; Streptophyta; Magnoliopsida; Malpighiales; Euphorbiaceae.